Messenger RNA from Corylus avellana, 2089 nucleotides. Its product is annotated as transcription termination factor MTERF8, chloroplastic. The record is from RefSeq and is a predicted model, not a curated record. Gene Ontology annotation, biological process: regulation of DNA-templated transcription. Gene Ontology annotation, molecular function: double-stranded DNA binding. Lineage: Eukaryota; Viridiplantae; Streptophyta; Magnoliopsida; Fagales; Betulaceae.
CAAAACCCUAAUCUCUGCUGACAGCAAACACAGAGAGAGGAAUUGUGUGGCUAAUCUCAGCAGGGAGGGAAGCACAUAUUGGAGCCUUGGAAUUCUACUUCGCAUCACUGUAAAAAGGCAAGCUUGGUUUCAUUGUUCGUGUAAGAUCCAGAAUAUCAUAGUCAUAUGCGCAUGUUUUAUGCUUUACAUUGCUCUCGUUUCUCUGUGAUUGAUAGUAUUCCAAGAGUAACAUUUUUAGUAGUUAAAAUUGUAUAGGAUUAGAGAUGAGAAUUGUGCAAAUCUGCAAAACCCUCAUCUCACUCUCUCACAAAAACCCUCCACAUCUCCACAAACCCCCAAUUCCCCACUACUCAAUCUCUCUCUUUUUUCUCUCCUCCUCCUCCUCCUCCUCCGUACCCAGUAGCGAACAAUCAAAUUCCACCAUAGCUGUCGUAGACUACUUGAUCAACCAGCAACAGUUCUCCCCUGAAGCCGCUCUUAAAGCCUCAUCAGCAAUAACUUACCUGAAAAAACCCGAAGCGGCAGAUUCCAUACUUUUGUUCCUUAAGGAGAGCGGUUUCUCUAAAACCCAUAUCGAGCAAGUUGUUAAGAGCCGCCCCGAAGUUCUCUCUUCCAAACUCACCAGUACCAUCAAACCGAAAAUUAAGGUUUUCCAGGACUUGGGCUUUGCGCCCGACGACAUUGCGGAUAUCAUAUCCACUGACCCAUGGAUUCUUACACGAAGUGCGCAUAAGCUUGGACCCUCAAUUUUGGUGUUGAAGAGUAUACUGGGCUCCAAUGCAGGUGUUGUUAGGGUCUUAAAGAUUUCUGCGUGGUUUUUAAAGCAUGAUUUGCAAAAGACUAUGUUGCCCAAUAUCGAAUUUAUGAAGCAUUGUGGAAUUAGUUCUUCGCAGAUUGUUAAAUAUUUGUUUAACUUCCCUAGGUUUUUUCUGCUUAAGCCAGCAAGUAUUCGGGAUUUCGUUCAAACGGUUGAUGAAAUGGGUUGCAAUAGGAAAUCAAAGAUGUUUCUUUCUGCUAUUCGGACAGUGAGUUCAAUGACAGAAGAGAAUUGGGAGCUCAAGUUGAAGCUUUUUCGAAGUCUAGGGUUUUCAGAAAGUGAUAUUCUGGAUGUGUUUAGGAGGGUGCCUCAGGUUUUUGCUGUAUCUGAGAGGAAAAUCAAGGGGGUAACGGAAGUGCUGCUGCUUAGUGCGUGGAACAUAGAUAUCUCUUAUAUAGUUAGCCACCCGGAAUUGCUUAUUUGCAGCAUUGAGAACAGGUUAAAGCCCCGUCUACGAGUGUUGGAGAUUCUGGAAAAGAAAAAUAUGCUUAAGAAGAAACCCUGUUUGACCACAGUUUGCAAAAUGACUGAGAAGAGGUUCUCAGACAAAUAUUUGCUUCCUUAUUCAAAAGAACUGACGGAGCCAAAGUAGAUGUGUACAAUUUGCUGGGAAUUCCUGAGCAGCUAAAAGAAGCCGUUAUACAAAGCAAUGUAUAAUCUUUGAUGUCCCUGGGCAAUUCAUCAAUAGUAAUGCUUAUAAGUGGAAUACAUGAAGAGUUCAGUUUUGGAAGGGCCAUAACAGAAAUUGGAAGCAUUGUUAUUCAGGGAUUAUAGAGGAGUAUCAGGCAACUAGGCCAAUUGUCUUUGGACCAAAUGACAUCUCCUCCUGACAAUGAUUUUGUUUAUAGGAUUAUAGAGGAGUAUCAGGCAACUAGGCCAAUUGUCUUUGGACCAAAUGACAUCUCCUCCUGACAAUUAAUAAGAGGUGGAGGGUGAAGUCAGUUCAGCCAGUGCUCACUAGUUUGGUGCACAUGGUCUCAAAUGAAUACAGACUCAAAGUUGUAACAUUGAAUACCAUACAACUCCUUUUUUUUUUUUUUUUUGAUAAAGGAUUCUUCUUUUCUCAUUAAUUCAAGUUCAAAACAGAGGGAACAAUUUGCUCCAUCUGCAAAAAAUAUCAGCAAUACAUUCAGGUGCCUCAUGAAUUCAUAAUUUAUCCAUAACAUUCCUUGUAGCUAAUCUAGACAGGGUAUAUGCCGCCUUGUUACCCUCCCUACGAACAAAAGAUAGCUUCCAAUGUUGUAGUGAUUGUAACUCCUGCUUAAUGUCAUC